Messenger RNA from Didymosphaeria variabile, 1164 nucleotides. RefSeq names its product alkylphosphocholine resistance protein lem3 (gene LEM3). Gene Ontology annotation, cellular component: plasma membrane; endoplasmic reticulum; Golgi apparatus. The record is from RefSeq and is a predicted model, not a curated record. The coding region runs from base 1 to 1164 and encodes 387 amino acids. Lineage: Eukaryota; Fungi; Ascomycota; Dothideomycetes; Pleosporales; Didymosphaeriaceae. The transcript is spliced from 5 exons.
AUGUCGCAGACGCAGCAGGUCGAGCAUACCGACUCGAUAUCGAGCCAGGACCCCAAUAAUGAGACGGCAAAGAAGACAAAGAGCAGACGACCCCCGAAUACCGCGUUCAGGCAGCAGCGAUUGAAAGCAUGGCAACCUAUCCUCACCCCGAAGACUGUCCUUCCCAUUUUCUUCAUUGUCGGCAUCAUAUUCGCGCCCAUCGGUGGACUGCUCUUAUAUGCGAGCUCUCAGGUCCAAGAGAUCGCGCUCGAUUACACCAACUGUGCGACGGAGGCGCCUAACACGACACUUCCCAUCGGUUCGGAUUCGCCAUUGAAAGAUAUGCCGUCCAAUCUUGUUUCGCAGACCUUCAAAAAGGAUAUGAAGUCCAAGCCACAGUGGGCACGCGCGAAAGAUACGUACAAGUGGGAAUCCGGAAAGGAGGAGAAUGCGAACGUCUGCGUACUCGAGUUCAACGUACCAGAGGACAUCAAGGGCCCCAUAUACUUUUACUACCGCCUGAACAACUUCUACCAGAACCACCGUCGCUAUGUCAAGAGUUUCGAUGUUGAUCAACUGAAGGGGGACGCCAAAACCGGAGCACAGAUAAAAUCCGGGGAAUGUGACCCGCUUGAUGUCGCUCCGGACGGUCGUCCUUACUAUCCCUGUGGACUGAUCGCAAACUCAAUGUUCAACGACACCUACGGCAACUUGACUGCAUUGAAUGUUGAAGAAUACAAAACUUACAACCUUACCCAGAACGGCAUCUCAUGGAGCUCCGAAGGCGAUCUCUACGGAGAGACCAAGUACAAGCCCACUGAUGUGGUUCCUCCACCCAAUUGGGCAGAUCAAUACCCCGAGGAUGGCUACGAUUCGACAACUCUACCUAAUCUUCACACGUGGGGGGCAUUCCAAGUAUGGAUGAGAACAGCCGGUCUACCUACCUUUAGCAAGCUAGCUGGGAGGAACGAUGAUGACGUUUUGAAGACUGGUACAUACCGGCUGCAGAUCUAUGACCGGUUCCCAGCCACCAAGUACGGCGGAAAAAAGGAAGUCCUCUUCUCGACCCGCACAGUCGUCGGUGGCAGAAACUCCUUCCUCGGCAUCGCUUACGUAGUUGUGGGCGGUCUCUGCAUACUGCUCGGCACCAUCUUCACUCUUACGCAUCUAGUUAAGCCAAGGUAA